This is a messenger RNA of Fusarium graminearum PH-1, 795 nucleotides long. RefSeq lists its product as uncharacterized. Gene Ontology annotation, molecular function: oxidoreductase activity, acting on the CH-OH group of donors, NAD or NADP as acceptor. The transcript has 2 exons. The record is from RefSeq and is a predicted model, not a curated record. Bases 1 to 795 code for a protein of 264 amino acids. Lineage: Eukaryota; Fungi; Ascomycota; Sordariomycetes; Hypocreales; Nectriaceae.
AUGGCACCUCUUCCUCUCCCGAAUUUAGUCUCCUUUACCAAAACGUGGCACAACGAACCAUACCCUUUGAUCUCCCCUACAAGACCCGAGCUGUCAGCGCAUGGGAAGAACGUUGUCAUUACGGGCGGCAGCCAUGGAAUUGGCAGAGCCAUUGGUGUUGCCUUCGCUCAAGCCAAUGCCAAGUCUGUCGCGAUCAUUGGCAGGAGUCGCGAACGUCUGGAAACAGCAGCAACGGCGAUACGCACUGCCAAUCCGUUAACCACUGUCUUGCUCCAAGUUGCAGACACUACACAACGGGAGUCGAUCACCAAAGCUUUGAACAGCAUUGUUGAUCAAGCUGGCAAGAUUGACAUCUUUGCUGCCAAUGCUGGAAUACUUCCCGUGUACGGUCCUGUGAUGGGAUACCCUGAAGAAGAACUUCUUCGAAGCCUCAUGAUCAAUACUGUGGGUGCUUUUAACUCGAUACAAGCGUUUCUUCCGCUGGCAGCACCAGGAGCCAAACUCUUCAACACGAGCUCCGGGAUAGGCCAUUGGCAGCCGAAUGACGCAGUUACGGGCGACUUUGCCUACUCAGUUGCAAAAGCAGCAGCGAUCAAGAUGUUUGACUACACUAACAACUUGAUCUUAGUGGAAUUACCUGCCCAUUUUGUGGUCUGGCUUGCUUCCAAAGAAGCAGAGUUUCUCAAGGGAAAGUUCGUUUGGGCAAACUGGGAUGUGCAAGAACUCAUGGCUCGAAAAGACGAGAUCAAGAAUCCCAUGCUUCUCAAGCUGUCGCUGAAUGGGGUUGAUAUGUAG